Molecule: messenger RNA, 1632 nt
Organism: Eruca vesicaria subsp. sativa (arugula)
Lineage: Eukaryota; Viridiplantae; Streptophyta; Magnoliopsida; Brassicales; Brassicaceae
Source: the annotation of a GenBank genome assembly
AUGGCUUCGCCGUACUUGUGGUUAUGGACGGUACUAGCGUUUCUGUUGACGUGGACGUCGCUCUACAUAGCCAACCAGAGUAAGAAAAAGCCAAAGUUGACGGAUUUAGAGGUGGAAGAGAGAAGAGACGACGGUGGUGCAGACGUUAUCAUCGUCGGAGCCGGUGUUGGCGGCUCUGCUCUUGCCUAUGCUCUUGCUAAGGACGGGAGGAAAGUACAUGUGAUAGAGAAGGACAUGAGAGAACCAGAAAGAGUCAUGGGUGAGAUAAUGCAACCUGGAGGACGUUUGAUGCUAGCAAAGCUUGGACUUCAAGGUUUGUUACCCUCCACUUCAUACGUGAAUUGCCUUAGUUUCAUAAUGAGUUUAAUAACUUGUAUAGAUAUUCAAUUAGAUUGUUUGGAGGGAAUAGACGAGCAGAAAGUGACAGGCUUGGCACUUUAUAAAGAUGGAAAGAAAACCAUCUUGCCUUUUCCAGUGGAUAAUAACAACUUUCCUCAUGAACCUUCUGCUCGAUCUUUUCACAAUGGCCGAUUUGUCCAGAGACUAUGCCAAAAGGCUUCUUCGCACUUCAAUGUACGACUUGAAGAAGGGACUGUAAAAUCUUUGAUAGAAGAAAAGGGAGUGAUCAAAGGCGUUACAUACAAAACCAGCUCAGGCGAAGAAACAACAGCCUUGGCACCUCUUACUGUGGUCUGUGACGGUUGCUACUCACGCCUUCGUCGCUCUCUUAACGACAACAAUGCGAAGGUUCUAUCAUUUGUAAUUGGUUACAUCUCCAAGAAUUGUCGGCUUGAAGAACCAGACACCAUACAUUUGAUAAUGUCUAAGCCAUCAUUCACAUUGUUGUAUCAAAAUAGCAGCGCUGAAGUUCGGUGUUUUACUGAGAUUUCUCCUGAUAAUGUUCCUUCCAUCUCAAAAGGUGAAAUGACUACUUUCUUCAAGAAAACUGUAGCUCCUCAGAUACCUCCAAAACUACGUGAAAUAUUAAUGAAAGGGAUCAAUGAAGGAGCAAAAAUGGACGUGGUGGCAACAAAGAACAUGUCGGCGAUAUUGGGCGACAAGAAAGGAGUGAUUGUGUUAGGAGAUGCAUUCAACAUGCGUCAUCCAGUAAUUGCGUCUGGAAUGAUGGUUCUACUGUCUGAUAUUCUCAUUCUACGUCGUCUUCUCAAGCCAUUGAGAAACUUUAGUGAUUUUAACAAAGUCUCAGCAGUCCUCAAGUCCUUUUACAACAUCCGCAAGCCAAUGUCUUCAACGGUGGACACAUUGGGGAGUGCAUUUUUUCAAAUAUUGGUUGCAUCUACGGACGAAGCAAAAGAGGCAAUGCGACAGGGUUUCUUUGAUUACCAUUGUGGUGGUGGCUUUGCCAAGUCAGACACGAUGGCCCUGCUCGGUGGCAUGAACCCGCGACCACUCUGCCUCAUCCGCCAACUUUUAUCCAUUAUCUUAUUCUCUGUUGGCACUUUACUCUAUCCCUUCCCUUCUCCUCUUCGCAUUUGGCGCAGCCUCAAACUUUUGUGGUUGUCUUGGAGAAUGUUGGGUCCACGUCUCAAAGCUGAAGGGGUGAGGCAAAUGUUGUCUCCAGCUAACGCAGCAGCGUAUCGCAAAAACUUUAUGGGUGCAAAUACUUUCUAA